This is a messenger RNA of Penicillium angulare, 3360 nucleotides long. Its product is annotated as ubiquitin-specific protease UBP15. The coding region runs from base 1 to 3360 and encodes 1119 amino acids. Gene Ontology annotation, molecular function: protein binding; cysteine-type endopeptidase activity; cysteine-type deubiquitinase activity. The record is from RefSeq and is a predicted model, not a curated record. Lineage: Eukaryota; Fungi; Ascomycota; Eurotiomycetes; Eurotiales; Aspergillaceae. Gene Ontology annotation, biological process: regulation of protein stability; protein deubiquitination. Gene Ontology annotation, cellular component: cytosol; nucleus. The transcript has 9 exons.
AUGGAAAACCCCCAGCUUGCGGAGAACGACAUGCUCGUCGAUGAGUAUGAGCAUUCCCCCAAUGAAAGCCGAACAGAUGUUGUCGUCGUCUCUCGAUCUGGCUCCGAUGAGCCCGACCCUGCACCCUCCGCUACUGACCAUGCGGCGAUGAUGGCACGAGUGCUUCCUAAAAACCCGGACUUCGAGACCGAAGAAGAGACUUAUAACACAUGGCAUAUCAAGGAUUGGAGGAAGCUGGACCGAAAGCUGCAUGGUCCGACCUUUAAGUGUGGCGGGUCUCCUUGGCGAAUCCUCUUCUUCCCGUACGGUAACCAUUCUGAGCAUGCCUCGUUCUAUCUCGAACAUGCCUGGGACGGUGAACCCCCAGAGAACUGGUAUGCUUGCGUGCAGUUCUCCCUGGUCUUGUCAAACGUGAAGGACCCAUCAAUCUACGUAUCUCAUGUUGCAACGCACAGAUUCACCGCAGAUGAAGGUGAUUGGGGAUUCACUCGAUUUUACGACCUCCGAACCCUGUUCAAUGAGUCGUGGGAGGGCAAAGGUGUGCCGCUAGUGCAGGACGAAGAGGCUAUCAUCACGGCCUAUGUGCGUGUUGUCAAGGAUCCCACUGGUGUUCUCUGGCACAGCUUCCAGAACUACGAUUCAAAGAAAGAGACCGGCAUGGUUGGACUGCGAAACCAGGGCGCCACCUGCUAUUUGAACUCUCUUUUGCAGUCACUCUAUUUCACAAAUGCGUUCCGCAAGGCUGUAUACCAAAUUCCCACUGAUGAGGAGGCGAGUCGCGAAAACAGUGCAUGGACUCUUCAAAGAUUAUUUUACAACCUACAGACCAAUGACACUGCUGUCUCUACAAAUGAGCUUACUGUCUCUUUUGGCUGGGAUUCUCGGCAGGCCUUUGAGCAGCAGGAUGUUCAGGAGCUCUCACGUAAGCUCAUGGAGCGUCUAGAAGAGAGGAUGAAGGGCACAGUUGCAGAGAAGGCCUUACCUGACCUGUUUGUGGGCAAGACCAAGACCUACAUUUCAUGUAUCAACGUGGAUUAUGAGUCUUCCCGUGUCGAGGAUUUCUGGGACAUUCAACUCAAUGUUCGUGGUAACAAGACCUUGGAUGACAGUUUCCGUGAUUAUAUCCAAGUGGAGACUCUGGAGGGUGAAAACAAGUAUGAUGCAGGCUCUCCAUAUGGGUUGCAGGAUGCCAGGAAGGGUGUGAUCUUUGAAAGUUUCCCACCUGUUUUGCAUCUCCACCUCAAGCGAUUUGAGUAUGACUUGAACCUCCUCACGAUGAUGAAGGUGAACGACCGACAUGUUUUCCCCUUGGAAUUUAACGCCGCCCCUUACCUCUCUGAAAAUGCCGACAAAUCCGAGCCCUGGGUCUAUGAGCUGCAUGGUGUCUUAGUACACAGCGGUGGCUUGGAUGCCGGUCACUACUACGCAUUCUUGAAACCAACCAAGGAUGGACACUGGUACCGCUUUGAUGAUGAUCGAGUGAACAGGGCCACCGAGAAGGAGGUCUUGGAGGAGAACUACGGCGGUGAGUAUGAAUUGGCGAACGGUGCCGCUGGUGUUCGACAGCCAUACACCAGGACAUUGUCAACCAAGCGCUCAAUGAACGCGUACAUGCUGGUUUACGUCCGAAAGACGCGCGUAGACGAUGUUUUGCACACGAUCACCAAAGAGGAUGUACCAGAUCAUAUAGAGAGCCGCUUGGCCGAAGACCGCGCCGAGGCUCUUCGUCGCAAAAAGGAGAGGGAAGAAGCUCACUUGUAUAUGAACAUUGGUGUUUUGGCCGAAAAGUCCUUCCAACAUCACCAUGGUUUCGAUCUGACCAGCCAGGACCUUCCCAACGAAGAUCCUGCCCUACCUACACAGUACCGCGUUCUCCGAUCUAAGAAAGUGGGCGAGUUUGCGAAGGAGAUGGCAGAUGAGCGAGGUCUGGAUGUUGCUAGCAUUCGUUUCUGGGUGAUGGUCAAUCGUCAGAACAAGACUACCCGACCCGAUCAGAUCAUCACUGAUUCCGAAAUGACCGUUGAAGAGGCCUACACCAAAUAUGGUACCAAGGGCAACUUCUUCCGCCUUUGGAUGGAGGUUUCCCCCGAUGGUCAAGCUUGGCCGGAGGGCAACGAGUCCGCUUUGAUCUUUUUGAAGAAUUUCGACGUUGUCUCUCAGACAUUGACUGGUGUUGGUUCGGUGUAUAUUCGUAAGAACCAGAAAGUUGGUGACCUGGGAUCGAUCAUUCUCUCAAAGAUGAAUUGGCCCGCGGGAACCGAGUUUUUGCUUUAUGAAGAGAUCAAACAUAACAUGAUUGAUGUUAUGAAACCCAAGCAGACUUUCCAGCAGUCCGAGAUACAAGACGGUGAUAUUAUCACCUUCCAACGUACAACAAAGGACUCAGAGCGGCCACAGACGGCCUUGUACACCGACGCUAGGGAAUUCUACGAUCAUCUUUUGAACCGAAUGGAUGUGACAUUUGCUCCAAUCAAGACCUCUGAUGACGCUGAAGAGUUCACACUUACACUCAGUCGCAAGAUGACCUACGACCAGUUCUCGAAGAAGGUGGGCGAGCAUCUGAAUGUGGAACCAACCCAUCUCCGAUUCGCUCCUGUUAUGGCCAGCACUGGCAAAGCCAAGCCGUUCCUCAAGCGGUCCAACACUUCAACACUCGCACAGAUUCUCAAUGGGCAAUACGGUGCUUAUGGAUACACCAUGCAUCGUUCGGACGCCUUAUACUAUGAAGUACUGGAUAUGAGUCUCAGCGACUACGAGAGUAAAAAGUGUUUCAAGGUCACCUUGCUUACUGAAGGCAUCACCAAAGAAGAAACAGUCGAGGUUCUGGUUGCUCGGAAUGGAACCGUUGCUGAGCUUCUCUCUGCUCUGCAACAAAAGGCGAAAUUGGAUGACGAGGCAAUCCAGAACAUCAGGCUCUUUGAGGUACACGGCGGCAAACUUUCCAAGGAGCUUCGUGAGGACUUCAACGUUUCCGCCAUAAACGAAUACUCUUCGCUCUACGCGGAACGUAUUCCAGCCGAGGAGCUGAAAAUGGAAGGUGAUGACCGACUAAUCAGCGCCUUCAACUUUGAUCGGGAGCCUAACCGCCCUCAUGGCGUCCCAUUCAAAUUUGUCGUCAAGCCGGGCGAAAUCUUUAAGGAGACCAAAGAGCGUCUUUCAAAGCGAACAUCCAUCAAGGGCAAGCCCUUUGAGAAAAUCAAGUUUGCCAUUGUGCCACGGAACGCCUUCCCAAGCGCAAAGUAUAUUGAAGAUGAUGACAUCUUAUCCGACGUUGCAGGUCCAGAGGAUCUUCUUGGUCUGGACCAUGCUAGCAAGAGCCGGGGAUUCUGGGGCAAGAGCGAGAGUUUCUUCAUUCGAUAA